Vitis riparia (riverbank grape) is the source of this 1054-nucleotide messenger RNA. RefSeq names its product 40S ribosomal protein S6-like. The transcript has 6 exons. The record is from RefSeq and is a predicted model, not a curated record. Gene Ontology annotation, cellular component: ribosome. Gene Ontology annotation, biological process: translation. Gene Ontology annotation, molecular function: structural constituent of ribosome. Bases 99 to 848 code for a protein of 249 amino acids. Lineage: Eukaryota; Viridiplantae; Streptophyta; Magnoliopsida; Vitales; Vitaceae.
GUCCUCUAUCAACAUAAGUAGGCAGUGACUACAAACCCUAGCGGCAGGGCUUCUCUCAUCUCUUUCGCCAGAGCCGCCAGCCUCCUCUCUGAUCCAGGAUGAAGUUCAAUAUCGCGAAUCCGACCACGGGAUGCCAGAAGAAGCUUGAGAUUGACGAUGACCAGAAACUUCGGGCAUUUUUUGACAAGAGGAUCUCGCAGGAGGUCAGUGGAGAUGCCCUCGGAGAGGAAUUUAAUGGCUAUGUAUUCAAAAUCAUGGGAGGCUGUGACAAGCAAGGGUUCCCAAUGAAGCAGGGAGUGUUAACUCCUGGUCGUGUUAGUCUCUUGCUCCAUAGAGGAACCCCUUGCUUUCGAGGAUAUGGUAGGCGUAAUGGAGAGAGGAGGAGGAAGGCUGUACGUGGGUGCAUUGUCAGCCAGGACCUUUCUGUUCUGAACUUGGUUAUUGUGAAGAAGGGUGAGAGUGAUCUUCCUGGGCUGACAGACACUGAAAAACCAAGAAUGAGAGGUCCAAAGAGGGCAUCAAAGAUUCGCAAACUCUUCAACCUCUCAAAGGAUGAUGAUGUCCGAAAGUAUGUCAACACAUACCGCAGAUCAUUCACAACCAAAUCUGGCAAAAAGUGCAGUAAAGCUCCCAAGAUACAGAGGUUGGUUACUCCUUUGACCUUGCAGAGGAAGCGAGCCAGGAUUGCAGAGAAGAAGAAGAGAAUUGCUAAGGCCAAGUCUGAAGCAGCUGAGUACCAGAAACUCCUUGCUACCAGAUUGAAGGAGCAGAGAGAACGUCGCAGCGAGAGUUUAGCCAAGAGAAGGUCCAGGCUUUCUGCUGCGUCUAAGCCAUCUGUUGCUGCUUAGGCCCAUGCUCCCUAAGAAAGUUGAAUUUUGGUUAAAGUUGAUUGUCACUGAGUUUUUUGAUAUCGUUCUCCAUUUGUUUUAGUAUUUCAUGACUUCUGCAGAAGGUGCUUCUUUAGACCCUGUUAGUUCAUUAAAUUCAUCAAGAGGAUUGCUGAUUGUUCACUUAUAAUUAUGGGAAGUUUUUCAAAUUACAUGGCUGCUUCAAA